Aegilops tauschii subsp. strangulata is the source of this 930-nucleotide messenger RNA. RefSeq lists its product as uncharacterized. NCBI's taxonomy places the organism in Eukaryota, Viridiplantae, Streptophyta, Magnoliopsida, Poales, Poaceae. The record is from RefSeq and is a predicted model, not a curated record.
AUGGACAAACCAGUUGAAAAAUGUGCCUUCAUUAACCUGCUGUUAUUGCACCUAGACCACUGCCCCAGGCUCGUACAUGUGCUGCCCUUGUCCAUGUGGGACAAAUACACAUUGCAGCGGCUAGGGACCAUCGAGAUAGUGCACUGCGGUGACGUCAGGGAGGUAUUCCCUUUGAGCCCUGAGCUUCAAGAGCAGGAUAAAAUUCUAGAAUUCCUGAAUCUAAGGCGCAUCCACCUGCACGAGCUCCCCAAGCUACAGCACAUCUGUGGGCGUAGGAUGUUCAUGCCAAAACUCGAGACCAUCAAGCUCAGGGGCUGCUGGAGCCUUAGGCGUCUUCCUGCUGUCGGACGCAACACCAAGCCACCGAAGGUUGACUGCGAGAAGGAAUGGUGGGACAACCUGGAGUGGGACGGGUUGGAGAAGGGCCACGACCCUUCCCUCUACGAGCCAAGCCACUCGUUGUACAACAAGGCCCAACUGCCCCGAGGCACUGUACUCAGGUAAUCCAUCACUUCCGUGGAUUGAUCAUGGGCUUCUUGCAAAGCAAUAUGCAUGAUCCUGAGGCAUGGAGUGAUGCUUGCCCUGCUUCCCAUUUGAUUGGUUUGUGUUGUUCUCUCUGCAUAACAUAUGCUUUGCCUUGGUUCGGCGGUGCGGCUACCAGUUUGAUUUGAUUGGUUUGGAUUUGAUUUGGUUUGGUGUGAUCAACCUAAGCUCGAGCUCCUGAGCAAUUGAGGAAUAAAGCAGAGUGGGCGUUCAGCUUCUGCAGCUUGAGCCUCUGAGUGCUCAUGUUGUUGCGUGCUCAUUCUGUGUGUGUGGUAGUGCUUGUCACAGUAUGAAUUGUCAGGUAUGGACUUGUUGUAAUUUGUAAGCGUAAACGAUGAUGGUGAUGAUUUGUGUGUGCGGUGUUGUUUGAUGUGAUAUGGUUAUGAA